Molecule: messenger RNA, 1834 nt
Organism: Octodon degus (degu)
Lineage: Eukaryota; Metazoa; Chordata; Mammalia; Rodentia; Octodontidae
Gene: Slc17a5
Product: solute carrier family 17 member 5
Exons: 7
Coding region: 88-957 (289 amino acids)
Biological process (GO): transmembrane transport; monoatomic anion transport
Molecular function (GO): transmembrane transporter activity
Source: RefSeq, a predicted model, not a curated record
AAGCAACUGUCAGGGCUGCAACUGUCAUGGUUCCACGCCUGCUCCAGGUUCUGAGAAACACUGGGGUUAGGAGAGCCUGGAGGAGUCAUGGCCCCUGAGGGCAUCCCUGAAGCGCCAGCGUGCUGCUCUGCCCGCUACAACUUGGCCCUUUUGUCCUGCUUUGGCUUCUUCGUGCUCUACGCCCUACGUGUGAACCUGAGCGUGGCGUUGGUGGAAAUGGUCGAUUCCAACACGACUGCCGCAGACAACAGAACUUCCAGAGAGUGUAAGGAGCAUUCGUCGCUCGUGAAAGUGCCUCGUAAUCAAACGGGUAAGAGGUACGCAUGGGAUGCGGAAACUCAAGGAUGGAUUCUCGGUGCUUUUUUUUAUGGCUACAUCGUCACCCAGGUCCCUGGAGGCUAUUUUGCCAGCAGAAUAGGGGGCAAGCUGCUGCUGGGCUACGGGAUCAAUGGGUUUCUCUCCGCGUUGCCUUACUUUGGCAGUUGGCUGUGUAUGAUCCUGUCCGGGCAGGCGGCUGACAGCUUAAGGGCAAAAUGGAAUUUUUCAACUCUGUGUGUUCGUAGAUCCUUCACGCUUGUCGGAAUGAUUGGGCCUGCGGUGUUCCUGGUGGCCGCUGGAUUCAUAGGCUGUAACUAUUCUUUGGCUGUCGCGUUCCUGACCAUUUCGACCACCCUGGGAGGCCUCUGCUCUUCCGGGUUUAGCAUCAAUCACCUGGACAUCGCGCCUUCGUACGCCGGGGUCCUGCUGGGCAUCACCAACACGUUCGCCACCAUCCCGGGCAUGGUCGGGCCCGUGAUUGCCAAGGAUCUCACCCCAAACGAUACCAUUAGCGAAUGGCAAACUGUGUUCUAUAUUGCUGCUGCUAUCAAUGUAUUCGGGGCCAUUUUCUUCACACUGUUCGCCAAAGGUGACGUGCAGACGUGGGCCGUCGGUGAUCACCAGGGGCACAGACACUGAGGACGCCGCGCACCCUCCAGCCUCGCUACUCCGCAUCAUGUAACCAAGUGCCUUUGCACGCCCGUGUCGGAGUCCCGCACACGCGCCAGCGCCUGCAUUGAAUGUGGAAAGCUGUAAUCAUGAAGGGCCACUGGACGCAGGCUCGGCGUUAGCGCCUUCCGGUAGCGGUCUACCGGCAGGGCAGCUGGCCUCCUGCACGCCGCCCCGCAGCUGCGCAGGGAGGGGACUUGCGAUCUGCGGUGCGGGCCACGCGCGGGCUGGGAGCCGCAGGGCCGGCCUGGGCCUGGUCCUGCUCACCUGCCUGGUCCCGCUCACCUGCUUGGUCCCCGCCUCGGAGCCGACAUGGGCUCGGGCUGCCUCAGCGCCUGCCCUGGCCCGCCCCAGGACCACGGGGUGAAUGCGACCCUGCCUUUUCAUGCACCUCAGAAUAAAAAAGAAAAAGCCUGGGCUUCCCUUUUCUGCCACCUCCCUGCGGCAGCCUGGGUGGCCUCCAGCCGAGGGCCAGCCGCAGCGGGCAGGCAUCCAGGGCUGGCUGCUCCCUCGCACGGCAGGGCCCACGACCAAAGGGCAGGCGGCUUUGGGGGCCGCCCCACCUCAGCCAGUGUCACCAUCCUCAUUGUUGAUUCCUGAAAUCAUAUUUUUGCAGCUUUUUCCCUGACUCCGUUGAGGUGCCUGAGGCGCACACGUGCAUUCCCAGCAACUUGCGUUUCCUCGUGUUUGUUCAGCGCCACCCGUCACAUUGUCAUGAAUUAGAACUGUUUGAUGCGAUGCCUUGUGAAUACUCGUAUGUAAAUUAUUUUUAAAUUGUAAAUAUCAAUUGUUUUAAGUUGCUAUGAUGAUAUUUCUUUUAUAAAUCAGAAUAAACCUUGUGGAUCGA